This is a messenger RNA of Brassica oleracea var. oleracea, 951 nucleotides long. RefSeq names its product protein TIFY 10A. Bases 122 to 904 code for a protein of 260 amino acids. The transcript has 4 exons. Lineage: Eukaryota; Viridiplantae; Streptophyta; Magnoliopsida; Brassicales; Brassicaceae. Gene Ontology annotation, cellular component: nucleus. Gene Ontology annotation, biological process: regulation of defense response; regulation of jasmonic acid mediated signaling pathway; response to wounding. The record is from RefSeq and is a predicted model, not a curated record.
UGGAGGUGGAGAACUACUCAGCAACCAACCCAACAUUUCUCCCUCGUGACAAAUCUCAAUUUGCAAUAAGAAAGAAGAAGAAGAACAAGACAGAAACGGAAACCCAGUUUUCUUUAUAACGAUGUCAAGUUCUAUGGAGUGCUCUGAUUCCGCCGCUACUCGGAGAUUCUCCAGGAAGCCGAGCUUCUCCCUGACGUGUAGUCGGUUGAGUCAGUAUCUGAAAGAGAACGGCAGCUUUGGAGAUCUCAGCUUAGGGAUGUCAUGCAAGCCUGAAGUCAACGGCAACUCAACAACGACCAUGAGUUUAUUCCCUUGUGAAGCUGCUCCCAUGGCGACGGUUCAAGAAGUUAAACCCAAGAAUCUGUUUUCUCGGCAACCUAGCUUCUCUUCCUCAUCUUCCUCUCUCCCCAAGAAAGAAGAUGUCCUCAAAAUGACACAAACCACUACUACUAGAUCUGUGAGACCAGAGCCUCAAACAGCACCGUUGACUAUAUUCUACAACGGGGAAGUGAUUGUGUUCAACGACUUUUCUGCUGAGAAAGCGAAAGAAGUGAUGUACUUGGCUAGCAAAGGAACCGCUAAUAGCUUCACCGGUUUCACAUCUACUCUUAACUUACCCAAGAAUCAAACUGAGGUCAGAACCAACAUCGCUCCUACCUCGAACCAAGUUCCUCAUCUCAUGAAACCCGCAGCACAAGAGCCAAUCCUAUCCUCUUCAGCUGCAAUGGCAUGCGAACUUCCUAUUGCUAGAAGAGCUUCACUCCAUCGGUUCUUGGCCAAGAGAAAGGAUAGAGUUACGUCAAAGGCACCAUACCAAUUAAGCGAUCCAGCCAAAGCGUCUUCAAAGCCUCAAACCGGAGACAACAAUACCACCUCUUGGCUCUGUUUAGCAGCUCAAAUAUGACGGAACCACCACAAACCGUACCGGGCUAUUCUUUUUGACGUUUGCAU